CGUGAAUUAUUAUCAGUGGAAAAAGCCCUUAAAAAGUUUAAAGUAAGCUAUAUGCUUGUUUAAAACAACUCUUUAAAGUUGUAUACUAAGAAAACUACCAAUUAGCACCGUUGUAAUUUCGCGCUUCUGAUAUCCAAAUCUUUUAAUUGGUUUUUAAUAAAGAACAAUAUUCUUUUAAAUUUUUGUUGAAUAAAAAUAAAGAAAAAAAGGCAGGUGCAAAAAUGAAUCAGAACAGUUGUAUUAGAAUUGACAAUAGCCAUUGUUCUACCUCUUGGGAAUUCCGUCCUCUAUGUAUUCUAAGGGAAAGUGAAAAAGCUUCCAUAUCAUUAUGUUUUAUCCCAGUGACAUUCUCAAGAAAAGAGGAAAGUUUGGAGUCAUAUGGCUAGCUUCUACUAAAGCAAAAAGAUUGCACAGAAGACAAAUAUGCUCUGUGGACAUUGUAGAAGCCAGUGAAGAUAUAAUCAAUGUGAUAAACACGCACAAUCUAGCUGGGAUGACUAGAAAAGUCUAUUUCUCCCUCUAUCUGUCCUCUCAGCUAGUAAGUGGAUUAAUUUAUAUCGCUGACAUGCAGACCAGAUAUUUAUUAGAGGACUUGAAAGCUAUUGUUUUUAAAUUGAGUGAUUCGAAACUACCUUCUAUUGAUUUAAAUAGGACAUUAAACAAAUCUAAAGUGACAUUAAAGGAGCUUAACAUGUCUGAUGCGCCAUUCGACUUUGGUUGCCUAGAUCCAUCUCCCGAGCCAUCUCACCAUGUAUACGAUUAUAGUCAGUACUUCCUUAUAACAACUCCAAAGAGCAGCUCUGAAGGAUCAUCUCCUCAGCUUGGGCAAUCCAUUUUUGAAGUCCCUCGAGAAGUUAGAAGAAGAUCUAUUUGCCCUCCCAUUUCUGCUUCCUUCCACACAACCCGAAAGCGUUGACCCUUUAGAGCGUGAUUCAACAACCCUUCAGUACGAUAUAGAGAAGCCUAUCUUGGCUGAAGAACCUGUUGAGCAACAACGAGAUACUUCAUUGUUGCAAACGCCUGGGUCACCUCCUGAACAAAUGGAUGGUUUUGUUCUUCCACCCGCUGUUCCUGAUGAUGGUAGAAGACGUAAACGAAAACGCCAGUUGGUUGUGGAUGCAGUCACUAGUUUGACCGGUGACCAGAUAAAAAAGAACAUUUUAUCUGCCAAUAAGAAUUUGACUACACCUUUGGUCAAACCAAGUACUCUGGAGUCUGCUAAGUCUUUGAUGACCAGAUUGGGAUCAGGUUCCUUGGUUCCUAAACUGAUUCUUGGACGAUUUAAAAGAUUGAAAACGUUGCCACAACUGGAAGAAGAUGAAGUUUCUGGAGAAGAAAGUGAUGAACUGAUCCGUCCAGUGAGAAGGCGAAUUUCUGUAUCAGAGUCUGUCGAGCACGAGAGGGAGAAAACAAGGGAUAGAUCGGCAUCUGGUUUUUUGAAGUCUGCCUCCAUCGGAACUCUUGAAGCAUCUAGUACUCUAUCUGCUACUGCUAGGUAAUUACAAAAUAUAUUUAUAUCAGGGUUGCCACAGACGACUAAAAUACAACUAUUUGCAACUAUUUUUGGCAUAAGGCGACUAUGGCAACUUUUUUUGCCUGAAAAGGCUGGAAACGCAACUAUUUCCAGGAAAAGGAGACUAUUGGGAGACUUUUCUAAACUCCUAGCAAUGUUUUUUUUUUAAAGCAUAAUUUGAGUGGAAAAUCUGAACCCCACAAGAUAGUUUCUGAACACACUAAACUUUUUUUUUCCUUAAAAAAUUUUGAAAAUUUUGAAUUGCAAAUUUGAGUCUUUACUUUUUAAUUGGUUCAAUCUGCACACACUCCAUUGUAAGUCUAUUUCAUUUCUCGAUCGCCUUUUCAAUGAUUAUUGCUAUGAAAUUCCGC
This is a messenger RNA of Parasteatoda tepidariorum (common house spider), 1884 nucleotides long. NCBI's taxonomy places the organism in Eukaryota, Metazoa, Arthropoda, Arachnida, Araneae, Theridiidae. The record is from RefSeq and is a predicted model, not a curated record.